Molecule: messenger RNA, 873 nt
Organism: Mercenaria mercenaria
Lineage: Eukaryota; Metazoa; Mollusca; Bivalvia; Venerida; Veneridae
Product: gastrula zinc finger protein XlCGF46.1-like
Exons: 1
Coding region: 1-873 (290 amino acids)
Biological process (GO): positive regulation of DNA-templated transcription
Cellular component (GO): nucleoplasm; chromatin
Molecular function (GO): ubiquitin-protein transferase activity; zinc ion binding
Source: RefSeq, a predicted model, not a curated record
AUGGCUGAGAAAAUGUGCAUAGAAAAUCCUACGGAAAGUCAAGAAACAAGUUCUGAUGAAAUUAAAGAAUGUGACCCGUGUUUAAUAUCUGACAAAUCCAGUCCUGCAGGAAAAUAUUGCAGCGAAUGUGAAGAAAACCUGUGUGAAGACUGCGCGAGAAAUCACUCGAAAAGAAAAGCCACCUCGUCUCAUAAGCUCAUUUUGAUACAAGAGACACAUUCAGAUACAUAUUUACUUUGCAAUCCAUGCACUGAUAAUGAAAAAGUAUCUAAAGCUGUUUCAUUCUGUGAUAUGUGUGAAGAGUACCUAUGCAACACCUGUACACAAUCCCACAAGAUCAGAAAAGCCACACGUCUACACGAGCCAAUAAACAUUGAAGAGUUAAAUCGGUAUAAAAAGUCUGCUGAGAAAAUACCAUCUUGCGCACUAUGUGAAGAGAGUGGCAUUCGAUCUACUGCGUCAUAUUACUGCGAAGAAUGUGAAGAAUAUCUUUGUGAAAUGUGCAAAGAAAGUCACUCCAUUCGAAAAGCAACAAAGUUACACAGACCCGUUCCUGCCUCUUCCCUCAAAUCAAAUGAUAGUGAUGAAAAAACAGAAAAAGAAGAAAGCAGUAAAAUGUGUGAUCCAUGCACUUUCUUAAAUAAACGAGUAGUUGCCAUAUCAUUCUGUACACAGUGCGAGGAGCUCCUCUGUGCUGACUGUACCAACCUACAUCGAAUAAGGAAGCUCACAAAAGCACAUGCACUUAAAAGACCAGAAAGUGCUGAAGCCGAUAAGGUGGAGUGCGGCAUUUGUGAAAGAAGAACAGACCAAAGAACUGUUAUGUACUGUAACACUUGCGAGGAGAAAUUGUGUAGACGUUGUGCAAAUUAA